GUCGCUGUUGCUAACCUAAAAAAAAAAACAACAAGUAUUUGCCUAAUCGAUAUCGAUUGUGAUUAUAUUGGAAUAGUGAAUUAAUUUGUUUUGUUCUCUGACUAUCUAUCAAAUAAAUUGUUUCUAAUAACUAGCAAUCGUUUUGCAAGCUAUUAUGCUGCCAAGUAUCGUAUUUUAGAUUUAUAAUGCAUGUCGAUAAUAUGUCGAUAAUUAUAGUGGAAGAAGUGGUUGAUAAACCAAAGAAACUUAAUGGUUUGGAGAGACUUAUCAUCUUCAUAGGCUCUUUAUUUAUUAUAUUUUUGUCAAUAAAAUUAUUUUUGAACAACUACGACAAGUCAUUCAAGUGCGAAUGGAAACUCAAAAAUGGAGCCAUCAAAGCUAUGAUGUCCAACAAAAAUGUACAACCGCCGGCACCAACUGUUGCACAAUGUAGCGUUAUUAAUGACACAAACAGAUUUGAUUGCUUUCCACGGGGUAAUGCUUCCGAAAAAUCAUGCUCGCUGAGGGGUUGCUGCUGGAUGGUUCCAAAAAAUGUCUCUUUUUCGAAAAACAUACCCUAUUGUUUUUAUCCUGAAAACUAUAGUUUGUAUGAGUUCUUGAACGAGUCGAGCACCGAUUUCGGUGUAACAGGGUAUUUGAACAACUCUUUCUCAUCUCCAUAUCCUUCCGACAUCAGUUUGCUAAAAUUGGAUGUGAAAUUUGAAACUGAAAAUCGUCUUAACAUAAAGUUCUAUGAUCCCAAGAAGAAGCGUUAUGAACCACCGAUACCAGAAGUGGCUGUUCUGGACACUGCCGCUAAGAACACAAAAUACACUGUCAACAUCAAUAAAAAGCUACCAGGAUUCAAUGUGAUGAGGAAGUGCACCGACAAGGUUCUGUUUCAGACCACAUCAGCCGGCUUCACAUUUGCAGAUCAGUUUCUGCAACUGACCGCUUUCUUGCCGACCGACAACAUCUAUGGUCUCGGGGUGCACAGAAACAACUUUGUUCUGAACAACGAUUGGAACAACAUUCCAUUGUUCAAUAGCGACUUGCCACCUGCUGAUAAUACGAAUCUGUACUCUUCUCAUCCAUUCUUCAUGGCCAUAGAAGAUGAUGGUUCUUCGUUCGGUGUACUCCUAUUGAAUAGUAAUGCUAUGGAUAUAAUCGUGCAACCUGCCCCGGCUAUUACGUACCGUGCCAUUGGCGGAAUUUUCAAUUUCUACUUCUUCCUCGGUCCCACUCCAUUGCAAGUGAUAGAGCAGUACACCGAACUGGUGGGAAGGCCUAUCAUGCCGCCCUACUGGAGUCUCGGAUUCCACCUCUGUCGAUUUGGCUACCAAAAUUUGGACGACGCAAAGAAUAUACUGAAGAAGAAUCUAGAUGCUGGUAUUACUGUGCAUGUGGCAAGAAGGUUUUAUAAAAGGGAUAUCAAUUUCUGGGUUGGUUACAAUGAAUUAAUUUUUCUUCUCAAUUUCGUCAUGACAUUUUUUUCUCAAUUUCUUCAGGAAGGCAGACAUUUUGUGAUGAUCAUGGACCCCGGAGUGAGCGCCAGUGAGCCGAAAGGCACCUAUCCACCCUAUGAUGACGCCAUAAAAAUGGAUGUCCUAGUCAAAGAUCAUACGGGGAAGCAUCCUAUUAUUGGAAAGGUUUGGAAUCCAAAUUCGACUGUAUUCCCCGAUUUCACGCAUCCGAACGCUGCAAAGUAUUGGCUCAAACAAUUGCAGGCCCUGUAUGACAACCAGUUUCAAUUCGAUGGACUUUGGAUUGACAUGAACGAGCCCUCCAACUUCGUAGACGGAUCCCAGUCGGGUUGUCCCGCGUCGAGCCUGGUGGAAGAUCCGCCCUACGUGCCGCGCAUCCACGGGGGCAUUCUCCGCAGUCGCACCCUCUGCAUGACCGCCAAGCACGCCUGGGGCCGCCACUAUGAUCUACACAACCUCCACGGCAUGACCGAGGCCAUUGCUACCAGCUUUGCCUUGGCAGAAGUGAGAGAGAAACGUCCGUUUGUGAUCAGUCGCUCUUCGUUCAUCGGCCAAGGUCAUUACUCGGGUGUGUGGACCGGCGACGUAUUCUCAACGUGGGAUGAUCUCUACCACUCCAUUCCUGACAUGCUGACGUACAACAUUUUGGGCAUCCCGAUGGUGGGCGCUGACAUCUGUGGCUUCAACGGCAACACCACAGUGGCCCUGUGUCAGCGGUGGGGGCAGCUGGGUGCUUUCUAUCCCUUCUCACGCAAUCAUAACGAGGAUCAAGCCAUUGGCCAAGAUCCAGCCUCUCUAGGUCCUGACGUUGUGAACAGUUUCAAGAAAGCCUUCACUGUUCGGUACACCCUUCUGCCCUAUCUCUACACACUGUUCUGGCAAGCUCACGACAAGGGACAUCCCGUGGCUAGGCCUCUGUUCUUCGAGUUCCCCAAUGAUAAAGCCACGUUCCGUAUAAAUAAACAGUUCAUGUGGGGAUCAGCAAUUCAUAUUAUUCCUGUUUUGGAAGAGGGUAUGACGUAUGUGAAAGGCUACUUCCCACAGUGCAGAUGGUUCAACUAUUACAAUGGUGUGGAGCUAGUGAACCAUGGACCCGAAGUCAGCAUCUCGGCCCCCAUGGAUACCAUUCCUGUCUUCAUCAAGGGCGGCAACAUCAUUCCCACCCAGGAACCCAACGACACUAUUGCUCUCAGUCGCAAGAACGAUUUCGGCCUACUUGUGGUACCAAAUGAGAAAGGAGAAAGUUUCGGAACUCUGUUCUGGGAUGACGGCGAGUCCAUUGGCACCUAUGAGAAGGGCGAGUACGUGCUGAUCAAUUUCACGCUUAAAGGCAGCACAAUUGAGAGCAAAGUUUUGUCCAAAUGCAAGCUGUCCAACAUGAAGCUGGGUUCUGCUUCUGUGCUUGGAGUUGGGGCCACAGUGAACAAUGUCACCGUCAACAAGAAGAGUUUUGAUAAUUUCAUGUAUUACCCCAAAGAGAAGCACAUGGAACUGAGACAUCUGAAUUUGGACUUGCAGGAACCUUUUGAAAUAUCUUGGACCUAAAAAGUAUGUAAAACUCUGAUAUGGAAAUACGGUACCCUUGACUAGAAGCAAGAAGACAUUUAUUUAAUUUAAAGAUUGAGCUUUGAUGCUCCUCAGACCAGUUUGAUUUCAUCUCAGUAGAAAAAUGGUUCCUUAAUUUUAGUUUUUAAUGAUAAUCGAUUGGUUUUGUACUGUUUAUUACCUUAGAAUGUUAAGUAUCUAUAAGUUGUGAUAAACUUUGUUUUUGUUACAAAGAUAUCGAUUGGUUUCGUACUGUUUAUUACCUUAGAAUGUUAAGUAUCUAUAAGUUGUGAUAAACUUUGUUUUUGUUAAAGAAGUUGAUUAUUUCAGUUAUAAGGCAAGACAUGGUAGACUUCGUGUUGAUCAAAUUUGUGAGUAAAUAAAUAUGGAAAAUUUGUAUUUAAAUAUUAGUUAAGUUUGAAGUGACUUACCAUUAGUUGAAUAUUAAGCCUACAACCUACCCACCUAUGCAAUCAAUUUCUUUAACAAUAGUGGAAUAGAAUAAUUAACCCUAAUUUUGCAUUUAAAUUGAAUAAUUGUCAUAGUUCUAUUGUACUUAAUACAAAUCUCGUUUGUAAAUAUUCUUACAUUGAUUAUUAAUCCCUCAGUUUCUCACAGACUAGUUUGUUUACAUUUUUUUAGUUCUUGGAAUUUAAAUUCUAGAAAAUUUAAAAACCAUUCUAUCAAUUUAUUGUUGUAAGACUGUUGCUGUGCCAAAAUUGAAAAUUUUUCAUUCUAACAACAAUCAAAAACAGGGUAAAAUGUGUAUGAAUUCUAUAUUAUGAAGAUAUUUGUUUCAGUUUUGCCUCAUUUAAGAUUCUUCAAAGCUUCUAUGGAUGUUGGAAAAUAAUAAAUAUUGAUGUUAUAGCAAUGCAAA
Nilaparvata lugens (brown planthopper) is the source of this 3885-nucleotide messenger RNA. Its product is annotated as lysosomal alpha-glucosidase. The record is from RefSeq and is a predicted model, not a curated record. Gene Ontology annotation, molecular function: carbohydrate binding; alpha-1,4-glucosidase activity. NCBI's taxonomy places the organism in Eukaryota, Metazoa, Arthropoda, Insecta, Hemiptera, Delphacidae. Gene Ontology annotation, biological process: carbohydrate metabolic process. Bases 186 to 3008 code for a protein of 940 amino acids. The transcript is spliced from 18 exons.